CAAAAAGCCCGAAAUCUAUGAUAAGUUUGUAUUCUUUCAUCCCAACAAACGCUCAGGAGGAAGGUCUUUAGGGAGGUCACUGUUUUGGGCGACUUAUGGCGGAACUUUCUGCACUGGAAGAGCUUUUGCUAGGAGGCUAUGAUGUUGGCUCUCUGUUGGCUGGGGUUCAGGCCCCAAGUGCUGGACAGGGCCUGGGCCUCUUGGGCCUUGAGGCGCAGCUGCCAUUGAAAACGACAGCCCUUCCUCAACAGACUCUAGGCUGGACUAACGCUACACACCCUGAGCAAAGUGCGCUGUACCAGGAGGUCGCACAAAGCCUGGCCGCAAAGCUUGAGGAGCAUCGCCUUCAGCAGGUGCAAGUGGCCACGGCCCUGCAGCAACUUCAAGCUCUGCAGCAACAACAGGAGCUUGCUCAACUCCAACAGCACUUGAGUGCGCUUCACCAGAGUGUACCUCGGCAUCCGAACACCUUCCAACGCAGUCGAACAACGGAUUUGGAAUGUCUAGGCAGGAGUACAUGUUUUGAUGUUGGCGGAACCUAUGGUUCGGCUCUGGACUUCGAGCAGCGUCAAGCGUUUGCCGCUCUUCAGCAUGCUGCAAAUCCAGCAUCGCAACUCGCAGGACUGCAACGCGUGCCAGGCGUCAUGGGCCAACACAGCCUCCCCGUGCGCAGCUUCAGUUCUGAACACCUGGUAGCUGGCCAGCGGCGGUCGGCCCCGCACCUGACGCCCACCCCUGUGGUGCAAGCCAAGGCGACGCAGUCCAAUACCAAGAGGCCCCCCUUCCGCCAGCCCUCGGGUUUGGGGCCCAACGGCCGGGUCAACCCAAGCCGCCCCGCGGACAGCUCCCGACGCGCACGCUACGCCGCCACCGCCAAGGCUCCCUCAUGGGCUUCCGAGGACUGGCAUCCCAUGAAAGCCGUGAUUGCCAGUGGCGCGCAGGCAAGCGGCGGCACCGGCGUCUUCCUGCCGCACCUCACACCUGCAGAAGGCAAGGCGGCGGCAGCUGCCGUCUCUGUCAGCGGCGGCAAAAACGAUCCUUCUGCUCCUCCUUCUGCUUCUCAGCACCUCACCACGCAUGCCAGCCUUAAGACGCUGGCCUGCGGCGGUGCAGGCAGCAACGCCAACCCGCCAUCGCUUCCAGCCAGCUGCCAGCCGCACAUGCCACAGCAACACCCUCUGCAGCAGCACUCCUUCCUGCCUCGCAGCAGCAGCCUUCGCUCUGCGGCCUCAGCGACGGGCACCAGCGAGGUGGGCGGCGGCGGCCUGCUGGAGGCGGCGGGCGGCUGCUUCCGGAGCUGCUCCCAGUCGCCCUCGUCCCCCGGUCGCGAGGGCAGCAGUCCGGCAUCCUGCAGCGAGGACAGCGCCACGCAGGAUCCCUACUCGCGUCAGACCACCCUGGAGCUUCUGUCGAGGGGGAGCACCCGCUCGGAGCUGGACUCGCACCCGGCCUCCACGGUGGGAUACCUGGCGGAUACCAUGAAGGUGGUAGUUGAGGAGCCGGAGCGCGAGCGUGAGGAUGCCUCUGAAGAGUGCGACUUCGCCUCUCUCGCCCGGGAGCUCGCCGAGCUCAUGAGCAAGCAGGUCAUCGCGGAUGAGAGCGGUUAGGCCGGCUGUACGACAACGACUGCUGUACUGUGCACAGCAGAUCUGCUCAUGUACGGAAGCUCUUUAUGCCACAUGGAAAAAGAUUCAUGUCGUACGGUACGAGCCACAGGUGAGGGAGCAUACAACAGCAGCGGACUGAACAGCAAAUGGCCGCAAGCGCAAUGCACAGCGGAGCGGAGCUGCCGAGCACGUGCUGUUUGCAUACCUUUAGCAGCAGUGUGGCAGGUGCAGGAUGGAAAGACAGGUAGCGAAAGGCGCAUGUGCUGGUUCGUUGCUGGUUGCUAGCUGUUGACCGAUUUGGGGUCAUGCGGCGCGUUGCCUGCGCACUUUGGAAUGGUACUUGUGCUUUUGUUAACAGAGAGAUUUAGGAGUGGAUUAUGACACAUGGAAGGGUGCGACAUGCCGACGGGCGAGUCGCCGCUUUCACAAUAAUGCAGAGUUACUAAGACCCUUAAUAAUUCAGCAGCGGCGCUACAAGCCAAUUCUCAACAUAAAACAGUUGUUUAGGUAUGCAGCACAUUGUGUAGUAAGUACAUUUGGCCUGUCACUUCAGGCUGAGGCGGAGCCGCAUCGUUGAGAGUUGGUCUUGUACACAUGUGGGUCGAGCUUUGGACUAGCUGGCUGCUUCAAUCCAGACAGACAAGAAUCUGUCCUGUUUGGCAAAGCCCGGGCUGAUCUUUUGUGGCUUCUGUUUCCUAACUAUGGAGGCAAAUUUAGCUGUUUUGCUCUUGAUUGGCGAGUGGCAGCUGGCGCGUUACCCCUGUUUUUCGCCAAGAGUUCCAUCAUUAAUUAAUGGGGAAAUGUUUGGAGGGUGGGUGCUGGAGCGCCCGAGGACUUGCUGUCGGUGUUGCCCUUAAUCCCUACAUCCCGCAGACUGGCUUGCAGGGUUGCUGCGCUGCGCGACGCGUUUGGUAGCAUGUGCGCUCGCGAACGUCUCCGGGUUGCCGGCUUUGCAGUUACCUUCACAUAAGGACUUUAGCGAGACUGGGAGUUAUGCGCUGACUGCUAUGCCACAGCUGCUGCUGUGCAUUGCCAAUUGUGGCUUUCCUGAAGUUGGGGCGUGUGCUGUAUUGGAGCAUGUGCAGACACCUGUCUGUCGGGGCUUGCCAGCGCGUGUUUAGGGACGUCGGUGCGCUGCUCUGCAUGUUUUCCUUUUGUGUACAAAUGAACGCAACAGUGCUCUGAACGCUAUGGAGGUGUUCCGCUAGGCGCACCAAGGCGCGACCGCUAGGCGAGUAGCGCUGACCUCGAUGGCGCGCAGCUUGGGUGUUUUCGGUCGCGCAGUUUGUGAUCCCGAAUAAGUGUGGCCCUUUGUUGCCGCGCGUCUGUUGCUGCUGCUGCAGGGGUGUGUGGCGUGUGGGGGAAUUCAACAUCGGGCGUGGAUAGGGCUGGUGGCUAGUAUUCAGUACACCUUUUAAUACGCGCAAGAGCGGAAUUGUAGGGCAAUAAUUUAUGUCGUUUUGUCGUGGAGAAGAGGUUCUGGGCUUAGAGUCCUUCGAAUGAAUGUUUAGUAAGCAAUAAGGCGAGUACGAGACACGCCGUGCUUCUCUCUGGUGUUGCCAAUAUAGGAAGCGCUUGAUAUAGUCCUGCCUCGCGUCUUUUAAACAAUUGGGGGGCCGAGGCACUUAAGAUGAGUGGACCGCCCGUCCGCUACGUUGCCUUUCAUCCAAUGAUAUAACGAUACGAUAUUGCCGGGGUCCCGGUUUGGAGAGCCGUCGUCCUGAAGAUGGGUUUGUGGUGUUGCGCCCACCCUGAGCUGUUGCCGACGCUGUAGCAUUUUGAAGGUGUGUCUGUUGUCAUCUGGUAUAUUUGUUCUGGGCUGUAUACGGCACACGGCCCUUAGUUCACGUGGUGAUGCAAAGGAGGACUAUUUGAGGACUAUCUUUUAAGUUGAUGGUCCAUGUUACCUUUCUUGUGUUCACACGUGCAGAUGAAGGUAUGUGUAUUGCUAUGUUGUGCAGCCUUCGAUUCAACCUCAACCGCGGAGCGCGCCUGUGCCGCCACGGCUGUUGAGGAGUUACCGGGGGUGUAUGCCUGUGCUCUUGCUACCAGUGCGCACUGCAUUGCAGCGGUUUGACACGCUGAUAAUGAAUCAUCUAAUACGUUUUGUGCAGCCCCCGGCGAUGCUGUUUGCCGUUGAGUAGGGCCGGUGCCUUGUGGGCACUUAUGUGCAAGGCCUCUAGCUUUUCGCUGUACUACGGAUGGGCCCGUUACCUGUUGUGUGUGUGCGCUAAUGCCUUGCUUCACUGUUGUCGCAUCGUUCGGCGCUAGCGUGGUGCUGUGCGGUGUAUUGUAGUGGGUUAAGGGCGAGAAGGUCUGCCUGCAGGUCAUUAGCAUCGGCGUCGAUGCGGGUUUACGUAACCGUUCAUGCCAGUUGCUUAAUUUAAAAAUAAGCUCUUCGCAUGUGGCACCUCGCCCCUAUACUGCUCGUAGGUGGUGAGCUUGCCCGCGUGUCAAGAAUACCGCACAGAAAAAAAUAAGUCGUCGGCUUUGGGCAAGCCUCUUGAGCCACAUGUGUAUGAUGUAUGGUGGGAGGUGCACGGAUGCGGACCGUGGCGUGUUCGUUUUCUUGUCACUGAAAUGCGCAGACGUAAGGCUUGUGGCGUUUUGGUUGUCUUCUCUUUGGGGCCCACAAAAUAGCAUUGCUGGUAAAAGGCCCGAGCCGCUAUUAGACGCGCAGCUCGCUACAGCCAUUUUCAUGACUCCUGGUCAUGAAAACCAGGCAUGUCACCGGUAUUGUGUUUGGUUGGCCCAGUUGCCUCAACAUUGAAUGUAUUGUGCUGAAAUGAAACAGCAAAAACGUGCGCACGGCUUGCACAGUAACCGCUGUGGAGCUUAUACUCCCAUUCACGCACCUUUUGUCAACCUUGUUCGACGUAUGCGCGUGUGCAAUGGGCCCUGAGCAUGUCGGCAUGAUGAAGAUUCAAGAUACUUGUAAACACUUGAUUGUUCG
This is a messenger RNA of Astrephomene gubernaculifera, 4560 nucleotides long. The record is from the annotation of a GenBank genome assembly. NCBI's taxonomy places the organism in Eukaryota, Viridiplantae, Chlorophyta, Chlorophyceae, Chlamydomonadales, Astrephomenaceae.